Molecule: messenger RNA, 2249 nt
Organism: Hevea brasiliensis (rubber tree)
Lineage: Eukaryota; Viridiplantae; Streptophyta; Magnoliopsida; Malpighiales; Euphorbiaceae
Product: amino acid permease 6
Exons: 7
Coding region: 665-2116 (483 amino acids)
Cellular component (GO): plasma membrane
Source: RefSeq, a predicted model, not a curated record
GGUCAGUGAAAUUAUUGCCCAUGCCAAGGUUUUGAAAGUAGUUUUACGAGUCUCCAAGCGACACUUGGUCGAUCUUUCUGGUUUAUAUUAGUCUCAUAUGAAAAAAAGGAACCGACUAAGCAAAAUUAGGGAGAAAGACCGGUGUUGUUGGGGCAAACUAGAAGAGAUUUCUUGUAAAAAAUUUCACAAUGAAUGGUUACGAUAUAAAAGAUUAAUUGUUAUUAAUUUGGAUGGUCGAUAACCCAAAUACGCAAAGACGUAGUGGGGACCCUUGCAGGGUUUAAGUAAAGACCACACCCUCUCAUCAUCUCCUCACCCCCUUCCACCACCACCAUCAAUGGUGCAGAGAACCCUUGUGUCAUUAUUCCUACAAAGCCAACCAUCCCUUCUAUAGGUUCCUCUAUAAACACUUCAGCUUGUAGCUCAGAAAGUUCAUUUAAUAUACUUAACUAACAGCCCUUUUUUUGCUUGAUACACUCACGGCAGAAACACUGCUGGUUGACUACUUUGGUAGUCGCCACUUCCAUUAAUUAUUUUGAUUUAACUAGCCAUUAAUUACACCUCUCUAUUUCAGCGUCUUGUCCCUCGUAGUUCAACCGUCCCAACUUGCGAUAAACACACACGUACAUAACCCAGAGAGAAAGAGAGAGAGAGACAGACAGAGAUGGCUAAAGAGAUGAAACAUAGCAGCAUGUACUUGGAACAGGCAGACCUAGAAGGAUAUGAAAACGGUGGAACUCACAAGAACCAGGAUGAUGACGGUCGAGCUAAAAGAACUGGGACAUGGUUAACUGCGAGUGCUCAUAUCAUCACCGCUGUGAUUGGGUCAGGAGUGCUGUCUCUAGCAUGGGCCAUAGCCCAGUUGGGAUGGGUGGCUGGGCCGGUUAUUCUCAUGGCGUUCUCUUUCAUAACCCUUUUCACUUCCACUCUUCUUGCCGAUUCCUACAGGUCGCCUGAUCCAGUCACUGGCAAAAGAAACUACACCUACAUGGAUGCUGUGAGAGCCAACUUAGGAGGCCGGAGAGUUUUCCUUUGUGGGUUGGCUCAGUAUGCGAACCUGGUAGGAGUCACAAUUGGCUACACUAUUACAGCAUCCAUUAGCAUGGUGGCUGUAAAGAGGUCAAACUGUUUCCACAAGCAUGGACAUCAAGACAAGUGCCAUAUAUCAAACUACACCUACAUGAUUAUCUUUGCUUGCAUCCAAAUCAUCCUGAGCCAAAUACCAAACUUUCACAAGCUCUCAUGGCUCUCAGUUCUUGCAGCUGUGAUGUCUUUCGCCUAUUCUUCAAUAGGUCUCGGACUAUCCAUAGCAAAAGUAGCAGGUGGGGGACAUUCAAGGACAAGCUUAACAGGAACUAUAGUUGGGGUGGACGUCACAGCAGCACAGAAGGUGUGGAAGGCAUUCCAAGCAAUCGGGGACAUUGCUUUUGCUUUUGCUUUCUCUACUGUUCUCAUCGAGAUACAGGAUACCAUCAAAUCAAGUCCUGAGAAUAAAGCUAUGAAGAAGGCAUCCUUUGUUGGCAUCCUGACAACCACCCUGUUCUAUGUCCUAUGCGGUUGCGUUGGUUAUGCAGCAUUUGGAAAUGAUGCUCCUGGCAAUUUCCUCACAGGCUUCGGAUUCUAUGAACCUUUUUGGCUGAUCGACUUUGCCAAUGUGUGCAUUGCCGUUCACCUCAUCGGUGCCUACCAGGUUUUCUGCCAGCCAAUCUUCAGUUUUGGGGAGAGGAACUGCCAUCAAAGGUGGCCAGAGAACAAGUUCAUAACAAGAGAACACGCCAUUAAUAUUCCAUUUUAUGGUGUGUAUUACCUCAACUUGUUCAGAUUAGCGUGGAGGACUCUAUACGUUAUACUGACUGCUGUCUUAGCCAUGAUAUUCCCAUUCUUCAACGACUUCUUGGGUCUUAUCGGAGCAGCUGCUUUCUGGCCAUUGACAGUAUAUUUUCCAAUAGAAAUGUACAUUGCACGCACAAGAAUGCCAAAGUUCUCCUUCACAUGGACAUGGCUGAAAAUAUUGAGUUUCGCCUGCUUGUUGGUAUCACUUGUUGCUGCAGCUGGAUCAGUUGAAGGUCUGAUGAACUCUCUCAAGACCUACAAGCCCUUCCAAUCUGAGCAAUAAUCCCUUAAAUUUACUCAACAAGAAGUUCAAAAUUUUCGAUAUCAGAUAAAAUUAAUCCUGUAUUUUCAUCAGUAUCCAAUUGCCUGUACUCCUCUAUCAAUUAAAAACUAAUAUAAAAAGCCUGCUUUCUUCA